Messenger RNA from Exophiala aquamarina CBS 119918, 1689 nucleotides. RefSeq lists its product as uncharacterized. Gene Ontology annotation, molecular function: zinc ion binding; DNA binding. The record is from RefSeq and is a predicted model, not a curated record. NCBI's taxonomy places the organism in Eukaryota, Fungi, Ascomycota, Eurotiomycetes, Chaetothyriales, Herpotrichiellaceae. Gene Ontology annotation, biological process: DNA-templated transcription. The transcript has 3 exons. The coding region runs from base 1 to 1689 and encodes 562 amino acids.
AUGCAAGCGAGCGGGAAUCAGAUGCAGUCUCCCAAGAUUCGACGACGACAAGAAGUUCUGCCAGCCAGCACUCCCAAUGCUACUGCGCAUCUGGUGCCGCGAAACGAUAACGAUCGAGACGUCAAAGCCGACGUCACAGCUCCUUCUCUCGAUGACUCUCCGACUUAUGAUAGUGGAAAUCUAUCCCGUUUCUUCGAGGCCGGGGUUCUCUCCUCUAAAUGGGACGCGUUCGAGGAGAAGGGGACGUUUCGAGAUGUAUACAUUGGUACCGAGGUUGCUAAUCUUCAUCAUCUUGUGCGAGAUCAUGAACUUCCUGGUAGCGGUUGUUUGUUCUAUCCCUGUCCUGCGAUUCGGGAUGAACUAUCGUGGAAACCGGCUCCCGGGCCCUCGAUCCAUCACUACCUAUCGGACGAGGCCUUGAGCGACCUCAGCAGUUCUCCCGUCCGCCAUGUCCUAGAUGCCUUAGUAGAGACAUACUUUGCAGAUAUCCAUCCAGGCUUCCCGAUCAUUGACCAAGCCAAUUUUCGACGGAGAUACGAAGACGCCGACAAUCCGCCUCCCCUCAUAGUCUUCCAGGCGAUGCUUCUUGCAGCAGCUCGCAUCACGGACCAUCCUCAGGUCGCUGCAUCUCGUGAGACCACGACGGCCGUCCUCUACAAGAGGGCCAAGACUUUGUUCGAUCUCAGACAUGAGCACGACCGCGUCGAUCUGAUCCAGGCUGCGCUCUUGAUGUCAUGGUACGUGGAGAGUUCGGAUACUGUGGCCUCCAACGCGUACUACUGGGUUGGCAGCGCUGUGCGCAUUGCCUUCGGAAUGGGGCUGCACCGCACCGCCUCGCUCCGUGAAGUCAUGUUGGCGCUGGAGUACGGUAGGCCCAGUCUGAUACGCAUCGAUGAUUUCGAUGUGGGCGUUCUCGAGGACGACGACUUCAAGAACAUGGACGACUCGGACGAUCACACGGUAAAUGGUUACUUCUGUUCAAUCCUGGGCGACAUCUCCAUGGUAUCCUUGGACAUCCUCAGUCUCCGGGCGCCGCGAGGCAGACCCGCCCACCUGACCACAUCAGCCACAGAACGUCAAUUAUCAGCUGUGGCUAUGCGCAUACUUCCCACCCAUGACGCGUGGUCUUGCCAACUCCGUCUCAUCUACAAUCGGGUCGUAUUGGCCUUCCACCGAACCAGCCACGAUGAAAGUGCGGCCAAGCUGUGCUCCGAAGCAGCAUCCAACAUUCUCACCACCUUCGAAGCCAUGGUGGUGCACAGCACGAUCCGCCAAUGUCAUCUGAGCACCACCACGGCCCUGACAGCGGCUGCCAUCGAGUUCGCCCGCGAGGCCCGAUCAGCAGCCGCGACAGGGUCGAUCCUCAAGGCCAUAUCGGCGCACGGGCAGCUGGAGAGACUGCUGGGCCCCGCAGAAGCGCUUUCGCCACACUUUUCGCAUGUCAAGGCCGUCCACAGGCUCUGCAAAAGCCUGAGUGCACGUGCCGAGGUCCUCAUCAAAGAAGCCCAGGAACCGAAUUCUACGUUGCCCGUUUCUCAGCUACCUCCUGAAACCAACAUUGAUUGGGAGGGAAUCAUGGCGAACUACCGUACACCGAAUCUUGGGUUUGGGACGGAUCUUGAGGGUGAAGAGUGGUUGCAUGCCUUCUCGUGGGCCAACGCCGACCCGUCCUAUGAUGGUACGGAAUGA